Stegastes partitus (bicolor damselfish) is the source of this 1978-nucleotide messenger RNA. It is a transcript of the gene agmo, whose product is annotated as alkylglycerol monooxygenase. The record is from RefSeq and is a predicted model, not a curated record. Gene Ontology annotation, biological process: lipid biosynthetic process. The transcript has 13 exons. Gene Ontology annotation, cellular component: endoplasmic reticulum. NCBI's taxonomy places the organism in Eukaryota, Metazoa, Chordata, Actinopteri, Pomacentridae. Bases 127 to 1464 code for a protein of 445 amino acids. Gene Ontology annotation, molecular function: iron ion binding; glyceryl-ether monooxygenase activity.
AGUAAGCAGACUGCUCGCACCGGCUUCAGCGGAGCGUCCACCCCCCCCUCCCACCGUGCGAGCCGGUAAACACCUGCACAGGUAUCAGAAGUCACCGGGGCUGCAGCAGCACCAGCAGCGGCGACCAUGGCUGGAGGAGUGGAGCUCGGCUCGGUGUCCACGGGCUUCCGGAGCAUUUUCUUCAUGCUCACGCCCAAUGAAUCAUCCUUUGAGAAGGUGGAGGAUGUGCCUCAGUAUGUGGAGCAGGCCACUCCUUUCUUUAUAGUACUGAUGGUGUUGGAGCUGGUGGUGGGCGUGCUGAAGACGGGGGCCCCGGUGGUCACCAUCAGCGAUGGACUCACCUCCGUAUCUGCUGGAAUGAUCUCCAGACUCCCGACGCUGCUGAUGAGAAGCUGCGAGCUGUCUGCGUACCUGUAUGUGUGGAACCACUACCACCUGGUGGAGCUGCCCUGGGACUCUGCAUGGACCUGGUGGCUCACCUUCCUGGGGGUGGACUUCUGCUACUACUGGCUCCAUCGCUUCGCUCACGAGGUGGCCAUCCUUUGGGCUGCUCACCAGGUUCACCACAGCUCUGAGUACUACAACCUCUCCACUGCUCUCAGACAGUCCCUCACCCAGCAGCUCACCUCAUGGCUUUUCUACAUGCCCUUGGCUCUGGUUCUGCCUCCGUCUGUCUUCGCCGUUCACAUACAGCUGAACCUGCUCUACCAGUUCUGGAUCCACACGGAGUUGAUCAGAGACCUUGGACCUCUGGAGUGGAUCUUUAACACCCCAAAACACCACAGAGUCCAUCACGGGAGAAACCUGUACUGCAUUGACAAGAACUACGGUGGAAUCCUGAUCAUUUGGGACAGAUUGUUCGGUACCUUCGCCUCCGAGACAGACAAAGUGAUCUACGGCCUGGUCUUCCCCAUCAGGACGUUUGAGAUCCUCUACGUUCAGUUGCACUACUAUUUAUAUUUGUGGAAGAAGUCCAAAACUUACAAAACAAUCAUCCACAAAUUGGCAACUUUCUCGAACGGCCCGAGCUGGAGACCCGGUAAACCCCGGCUGGGCGACCACGUCAACAAUCCCAAGGUUACCGGAAAGGAAGUGCCUCACGAUCCCAGUUGGUCGAUGCCUUUGCAAGUUUAUGUGGUCGUACAUUUCCUGCUGGUGCUGGGGACUUACCACGAACUGAUUGAGAACAAGACGAUGCUGUCCCAGUUAACCUUACUGGGCAUGACCUGCUACGUUCUGCUCACUCUCACCUCCCUGGGCUUCAUCAUCGACCAGAGGCCGAGGGCGGCUGUCCUGGAGAUGCUUCGCUGCGUCGUCAUGGUGACACUGCACAGAUACAGCUGCAUAAAGCCCUUCCUGCCGUUGCUGGCUGUGCCCACAGAGGCCUUUGUCUCCCUCUCUCUGCUGUACUGGGCUCUGCAGAGCUGCUCUCAGCUGCUCAGCAUCAAGAAGAAGGCGGCCUGAGCCGAGCCGGGCCGAGUCGGGCCGAGCCGACACUGAGCGACGGGCGGAAACCUCUGGAGUCGUUGUCGUCGUUGUUGUUGUUGGAGUAAUUCCACAGUAACAUGUUUUUAAUCACUUUAAACUCUGUGCACAACUUUAUCUAUAUGCAGCUCCCAUGAACCUCUGGGUGCUUCUGCUCGAUUCACGUUUAACCUGUUUGUGUAUAACUAACUUUUUAAAACCUGUUUAUAACGAAAGCUUUGUCUCGUAAAUUAGCCACUAACCCAGACAAGGCACGGUGCUCACACGUUUUUUUAUCACAUGAGAUUUAUUCUGAUAAAUGUUUCUCUUAUCUAAGCGUUUUAAAUGAUGAUGCUACAGGCUAAAGUUUGUUUAUCAUUCACAUGAACCUCUAUGCAGCUAUAUACCUCCCACUAAACAAGUGCUGUUAAUUUCACUUCUGAAUUGCAAUCUUGCACAACAAGUCCACUGUUUUCCAUUCCUGGUUGCAAUAAAACGUUGUGAUUUUGCUUCA